ACACUGGGAGGCCAUUAAGAGGUGGGAUGAAGCCAUCCAGCUGACUCCAGACAACCCUCUACUGUAUGAGAUGAAGUCCCAGGUACAUUACAAUACUACAGCUCUCUGCCACUUAUCCUCCUGCUGCUCCUCCUCCUCCUGCUGCUCUCCCUCCUCUUCCUCAGCCCCUUCUAAGCCUCUACUGUAGGAGCUGACGUCCCAGGUACGUUACAGUACCACAGCUGUCAGCCACUUAUCCUGUUCUCCAACUCUCCAGUCCUCAGACCACAGCCAGCCAGUUAGGGCCAGAUACAGCCAGUUAGGGCCAGAUACAGCCAGUUAGGGACAGAUACAGCCAGUUGGGGCCAGAUGGGGCCAGAUACAGCCAGAUGGGGCCAGAUACAGCCAGUUGGGGCCAGAUACAGCCAGUUGGGGCCAGAUACAGCCAGUUGGGGCCAGAUACAGCCAGUUGGGGCCAGAUACAGCCAGUUGGGGCCAGAUACAGCCAGUUGGGGCCAGAUACAGCCAGAUGGGGCCAGAUACAGCCAGAUGGGGCCAGAUACGGCAAGAUACAGCCAGAAAACAAUUGCCUCAGUCUGUCUCUGCUACACACAGAACAUGUUGUUUUGUAUGAUCCUUUUUUGUCUCUUUCUUGUUCUCUGUGCUGGUACAGUACAAACAUAGUCUGUCUGUCGACUGUAACUUCCUGAUACAAACUGUCAGAAGUAAGUUACUCCUGGAAGCUCUCUGACAGGUGAUCAAUUAAGUUUAGGACAUUUUUGUACUUGAGCUGUGCCAUGAAAAACACAGCCUGCUGUGAAACUACACAGCUGGAGAUUUCAAAGUGAAUCUCUUCAUACAAGGACAGUGAGUAGAGGAUAGACAUUUUUGUUCUAGAUGGUCAAAGAUUGUGUGUGUGUGUGUGUGUGUGUGUCACUGUGUGUGUGUGCAUGUUGACGUGUUCGUGAUCCCAUGUCAUCAGGAUGUUCUCAGUUCUCACCUAACCCUCUCCCAGCUGCAACAUUUGGUAUGCUUUAAAGUGAGAGCAGAGGACGGUGGUCUGGUCGGCAUGGUGAUGACACCGUGGAAACUAUCCAGCCUGGGCUCCACUGGGAGUAUCAGUGUGGGCACCACCUCAUUUUGUGGGCAGUGUGCACAUAGCCUGUCUUCUCUCAAUAGCAAUGCCAUGCUCACUGAGUCUGUACAUAGUCAAAGCUUUCCUUGUGUCAGUCACAGUGGCCAGAUAUUCUACCCUAUGUACUCUCUGUUUAGGGCCAAACAGCAUUCCAGUUUGCUCAGUUUUUUGGUUAAUUCCUUCCAAUGUGUCAAAUAAUUCUCUUUUUGUUUUCUCCUAAUUUGGUUGGGUGUAAUUUGGUUGUCUCUCUCUCUCCCUCUCUUCCUUCUUCCCUCCCUCCCUGACACCCAGGUGUCAAUGAGAGUAGAGAUCAGACUAGCUAACCAACAGAGAUGUGAUGGGGGGAGGGGGUGGGGAGAAUCAUAGAGCAGAGCAGCUGGCUAUCCCUGACUGUGAUCUAUAGUCACACCACGUGUCCCCGCACUACUCCAACAGUAUCUGUAGCACAAUUCACUUUAUCCUUAUACAUAGCCUUAACCUUUCCAAUCAGCAUUUUCCCUCCACGCUUUUAAUGGCUGACAUUAUCAACCAUGAUAUUACAUCUGAGGAUAAUUUAAUUACGCAUCCUCAUUUAGCCAAGUUCUCAAAUACUCUGCUAUAUCUUUGGCUGCUACAUAACUUUAUUAGUCAUGUUUUAAAAGGGAUCAGAAACACACAGAACUCUAUUUGUAUGCUGUGUAGCAGAGGAGACAUUUCCCUCCCUCAUUAAAUUAUAUUCUGAUGUGUUUCAUUACACAUGAAUAGCUCAGCUUUAACACUCUGACCGGUGCAAUAAAAAUAUCUGUCCCCAUUAGUCCAGCCUCUGUCAGUUGGGCGUUCUCCACAUGCUGCAAGACGAGCUAUCGGAGUAUGUCUCAUUAGACAGCUCUGUCAGAGCCAGAAGACUGUGAGACAGACAUUUGCCAUUCACUUCCUCUUAUCACCUUCCUCUAACUCAAUUAGCCUCGCUAUGACAUGCACAGUCCUCUUUGUGUCUGUCCAUCACACUCUCCUUUGAAAGCCUAGUCCUUCUGUGUUCGUCACUUUCUCCUUUGAAAGUUUUGAUUGGUAUGAGAUCCCAUUGCAGCCCAGUCAUCACUCCACUGAUGUCUGUCUGUAAAGCUGCAUGAGGCAUGAAUGUUGAGGACUAACUUUAUUGUCCAUUGAAUAUAACGUCUACCUUAGAAUAACAGUUAAAAACAAUGUGACACAAUGUGAAUCCCACCAUUCUGUGAGUUACCCUGUGUUGCCUGUGUCACCAUAUCUGUUUAUUUAUCUGUUGCUAAAGUUGAAUAGAAUGGUGCUUUAUUAUAUUUGUAUUCUGGAUGCAAAUGUGACUUUUCCCCCUUGACGGCACACAUACAAUUUACUUCCAUGAUACUUCCAUGAAAUAUGACCCUUUAUGCAGAGUCUUUGACCAUUGCCCUCUGACCUGCAGGUGCUGACCAUUCUGCAGGAGGUGUUCCCGGCGGUGCAGGCAGCAGAGAUGGCUGUGAAGCUCCGCCCCCUGUGGUGGGAGGGCUGGCAGACCCUGGGCCGUGCCCAGCUCAGCCUGGGAGAGGUGGACCUGGUCAGUUUUACCACCUACACAUUUUUCACACUGUCGUGCCAACCCUAAACAAACUGUGCUGUCUCUGAUAUUUUCUUUUCACAUGGUCCUGUUGAGCACAGUUCCAGCAACUAUGGAGGAUGUGUAACCAGGCCAGCUUGGUACAGUUUGGUUGGCUCUGCUAGGGUUUGCUCGGCAAGGUUUGGCUCUGUAGUGUGAAAAGCACACAAGUUGUGUUUUAUGCUCAGAUUCAGGUAACCUAACUUGAGAUCCAUGCACAGAAAAACAAAGAUAUGAGUGCAUAAUGCACUUCUCCCUCUGACAUCAAUACAAGGUUUAGCAGGUGGCUGAGUCGUACAUGUCUCACAUGUUACUGUAAGGUAGUGAGACUGUAUGGAGGUGAGACUGUUCGGAACGGAGACUGUAGGGAAACGGCCCUAGCUUGUCUGUCAUCCCCACAGACACUAAUAUGUCAGCCAUUACCCUGAGCUCUUAUUUCUAACUUUUCCCUGUUCCCUCUGAGAUAAAGUUGCUCUUCUUUUAAAGCACACCCAAGUGCCUAGGGCAUGGAAGAUCACUUAAGGUGCCCCACAAUGCACGCCUGAACCUGUAUGGAUCUGUAUGAAACCUGGCUGGAUCACAGUUGGACUGCUGCUCUGCCAUUGAGACAGGAGAGAAGAAACACCUAGCUGAACUCUGAAACUGCCCCUGUGUGUACAUCUCUACAUCUCUAAUGUCCCAGGGCAACCCAAAACAACAAUGGGAAGUGUUGAAAGUUUCCUGAGCUACAGCUCGCCAAAUAUAUACACGCUUCCAUAUAUAAUGGAGAGGUAUUAAGAGGAUAGGAGAAAAUGGCAGUCUAUAUUUAGAGGGUCUUGUUCAGUCGCGUUUCAGGAUGUUGUGUGCAUUGACAUGUUUGAGUAGCACCCUGUUUGCACAAAGACGGGCGCAGAGAUCUCUGGCUUCACAUACACAAGUGUCUCUCUUUCUCUCUCGCUCUCUCUUUCUCUCUCUCUCCCUCUCUCUCUCUCUCUCUCUCUCUCUCUCUCUCUCUCUCUCUCUCUCUCUCUCUCUCUGUGUUUUUUCUUGUUCUCUGUCUUUCCAUUUCUCUCUUGCUCGCCCUCUGUUUUUUCUUGUUCACUGUUCUCUCUGUCCAUUUCUCUCUCUUUUCAAUCUCCCUCUCUGUUUUCUCUUGUUCUAUUUCUCCCUCUCUGUAUUUCCUCCUAUUUAUCUUUCUUUCUCUCUGUAUUUACCUAGUGCCCUGAUUGACUCUGAAUGGCAUAUGUGCUAUAAUAAUGCUAUAAUAAUAAAACGGUUACGGUAUUUGGUUGGGGGAUCGUUGUUGAAAUGAGUGAAGGAAGGGGCACAGAAGACCUAAUUCCAUCUUUGAAAGAUCUGUGCUUUUGAAAGAACUGUGUGGAUACAAACCAUUUACCCUAUGAGUCUUGACUUGCCAGAGUACCUUUUUUUCUUGAAAGUUUCGCUUGACUUAGCCUUUUACAGUAUUUUUGUUUGCAUACUUGUUGCAGUUGGGCAAACCAAACCAGUCCGUUUCAGGAAUGUUGACCUAUUAAGAGCUGAGGUUUCCUUUAAGACUGGUAUUUGAGGAGAUUAGAGAGACAGAAAGUUGCUUAAGUCCCAUCCUUUUAACAUACAGAUACAGGCCAUAAUAGUCCAGGUGUGAUUGCCGAGUCCUGUAAUGGUGGCUUGUAAAAUCGAUUCACCAUUCUGUGAAUCACAUCGUGGUCUCGUUUGGACCUUGAGGAGAAUAAGAGGGGUGGUAGAGAGAACAGGAGAAACAGGAGAGAGAGAAAACAGGAGAAGCAGGAGAGAGAGAGAAAACAGGAGAAGCAGGAGAGCGAGAGACAAGGAGACAGAGUGUGCAGGAGAGAUGGCGAAUGAGAGAGAGCUAGAGAGAGGGCAAGAGGAAGCAUCUUCACCAACCAUGGGAUAAGGAGUGUAUAUCUAAAUAACCAGGGCCUGGAGUUUUCCCAGGUAGUGAGCCCAAUCCCCCCAUGGAGCGAAGCUUGGUCCUGGGGUGUGUGGAGGAGCUGGCUAUCGCUCAGCCUGAGGUUGCGGGUGGAGUAAUGGGAUAAGAGCAGUUAUCUGAUUUAAGAUUUUAUAUAUAAGAAUCUUAUUACCCAAGGGGAUAAAUAAAGUUGUAUAUUAUCUUAUUCAUCUACUGCUGUGUAAACACUGAUGCUGAUCAAGGCCUCUAGGUUAGAAUGAGGCGGAUGAGAUUAUAAAAAAUAAAAAAAAUUAUUCACUAACUGUAAGUCGCUCUGGAUAAGAGCGCCUGCUAAAUGACUAAAAUGUAAAUGUAAAAAAAAUAUUCUUGGUCAUUACUGAACCAGCGUCAGCCACAUUUGAGUUUGGUCUGAGAUACUUUGUUAUUAAUUUGAGCUUGGCCAGAGAUGGCUGGAAGGGAUUCAACAAUGCAUUUCUAAUGGUAUUCAACUCAUUUUGGUCAUGAUCAGAUAUAAUUUGCAAACUCAACAAUUAUCAUGAAAAGCACUUAGUGUGAGAUUGAAAGAUUAAUUUCAUAAUUCCACUGGCAGGGCAAUGGUUUGAUUUAUUACCCCAUUACCGUGUGAAGUAUGAUUUGCCCUCCUCCAGAGUUAGACAAUUAUGUGUAAAUCGAUGUACUUAUGCCUGGUCAAAUGAAUGAAGGAUUGAGGCCGUAGUAAUGACACGGUGAAUCUCUGUAAUGAAACUAAUGUGACAGGAAUGAGGUUUUGUUGUCGCUGACAUUCUGAUGAUAGACUAGAGCUACCAUUUCAUAUAGACACAUUGUUGCCAGUCUCACGCUUCCUCACAUCAUCAAAUUAGAGGAAUUAGUAUGCAGAAACGGCAGACUUGCAUACUGAUCCUUUUAAACGUAUUUAUUGCGGAACAUAGGGAUACUAGGAAACAGAUCUAUUACGACAUUAAUUUACAGUUCACUCUUUACAGAUGAUGGAACUGAAAAGAGAGUGCUAUAGAUUCUUUGACCUCCUUUGACUUUUAGUUGUACACAAUUUGACAUGAUGUGGUGCCACUGAUUUACUGUAGACCAUCUAGUAGAGUGAUCUUUGAUUGUAAUAUGAACGAACCGUCAACAUAUGGAUUUCCCUAUAGCAUUGGAGCUGUUUUCUGGUUCUCAUUAGGCAUUGUGACCAACAACACCCACUACUCCUUUUACUCUCAGAGCAGAUCUAAAUCAACUGAAUUGAAUAAAUACGUGUCUGAUUUCAAUGCAAAGCCCUGAAUCUUUCCGGAUAGUAGUAUAAAAAACACAAACCACCCCGUUUGAAAACAUAAAGGUACAUUUGAGACCUUCCCUUAACUUUGUACAUUUCCAUGAUUCCCAUUUUAAGACAACUGCACCCCAUUCCCAGUGAAAGGGACUGAUGGCCAUUCACUAGCAAAGUACAUAGAAACAGGACCCCUGGGGACAACCAAAACAGUACAGUUGUUUUUACUCAUCAAGCUUCUCCAAUGGUCAUAUCACGUCAAUGCUUUGGUAUUUGGUAUUUUAUUAGGAUCCCCAUUAGCUGUUGUGAAAGCAGCAGCUACUCUUCCUGGGGUCAACGUAAAACAUGAAACAUGAUAUUGUACAGAACACCAAUAGACAAGAACAGCUCAAGGACAGAACUACACAAAAACUACACACCUUUCCUUUCAAAGCCUUCAGUCUUCCCCACAAAAAGAUUUGUCCUUCGUUACCAGUCAUUUGUGUUAAUCUUAAGUCAAUAAAAAGAUGUUAACAGAAAGGAAAAUACCACAAAAGUCUUCAUCCUUUCCACAGGCGGUGAGGUCCUUCCAGGUAGCGGUCCACCUUUGUCCGUCAGAGCGCCCCCUCUGGUCGGAUGACCUGGCAUGGGCACGGCGGCUGCAGCAGCAGAGACGGGCGGCCCAGGACCAGACCCAACGGGAGGAGGAGGCCCAACGGGAUCUCCUGAACCCUCCAGAGCUCCAGCAGGACUACGACUUUGAGUCAGACGAGGUGGUGGUGGCCUGCACUGCCGUAGCCGAGAGACAGAGACGCUAUGAGGAACUGAAGAGGACAGUCGUGGUUGUCGACACGGAGGGGAAUUCCAGGGAGGUACCCGUGGAGGAGGAGGUGUCAGGGGACACACCCUCUUCAUCACAGGAUCAGUUGGUCAAAGCACGGGGACUA
Coregonus sp. 'balchen' is the source of this 6801-nucleotide messenger RNA. The record is from the annotation of a GenBank genome assembly. Lineage: Eukaryota; Metazoa; Chordata; Actinopteri; Salmoniformes; Salmonidae.